Nestor notabilis (Kea) is the source of this 3450-nucleotide messenger RNA. It is a transcript of the gene MICAL2, whose product is annotated as microtubule associated monooxygenase, calponin and LIM domain containing 2. NCBI's taxonomy places the organism in Eukaryota, Metazoa, Chordata, Aves, Psittaciformes, Psittacidae. The record is from RefSeq and is a predicted model, not a curated record. The transcript is spliced from 26 exons. Gene Ontology annotation, molecular function: FAD binding; protein binding. The coding region runs from base 1 to 3450 and encodes 1149 amino acids.
AUGGGGGAAAACGAUGAUGAAAAAUACAGUCAGGCUGGCCAGAUAUUUGAAAACUUUGUACAAGCGUCAACAUGCAAAGGUACCAUUCAGGCCUUCAAUAUUCUCACUCGCCAACUUGAAUUAGAUCCUUUGGACAAUAGAAACUUUUACACCAAACUGAAGUCAAGAGUGACCACGUGGAAGGCCAAAGCUUUGUGGAACAAGCUUGAUAAAAGAGCAAGUCACAAAGAAUAUAAACGCGGGAAAUCUUGUAUGAACACUAAGUGUUUAAUUAUUGGAGGUGGCCCAUGUGGCUUGCGGACUGCCAUAGAACUUGCCUUUCUGGGAGCCAAAGUUGUCGUCGUGGAGAAGCGGGACACUUUUUCAAGAAACAAUGUGUUGCAUCUCUGGCCAUUUACAAUCCACGACCUCCGGGGCCUGGGAGCAAAGAAAUUCUAUGGAAAAUUCUGUGCGGGAUCUAUUGAUCACAUCAGUAUUCGACAACUUCAACUUAUCCUCUUCAAAGUUGCACUUAUACUAGGAGUUGAAAUCCAUGUGAAUCUAGAAUUCGUGAAAGUCCUGGAACCUCCUGAAGAUCAAGAAAACCAAAAGAUAGGUUGGAGGGCUGAAUUUCUCCCCAUGGAUCACCCUUUGUCAGAAUAUGAAUUUGAUGUUAUUAUUGGUGCAGAUGGCCGCAGGAACACAUUAGAAGGUUUCAGGAGGAAGGAGUUCCGUGGAAAGCUGGCCAUAGCUAUCACUGCCAAUUUUAUAAACAGAAAUACAACUGCAGAAGCCAAGGUAGAAGAAAUUAGUGGUGUUGCUUUCAUCUUCAAUCAGAAGUUCUUCCAGGAUCUUAAAGAGGAAACGGGAAUUGACCUGGAGAAUAUUGUUUACUAUAAAGAUAGUACUCAUUAUUUUGUGAUGACAGCAAAAAAGCAGAGUCUUCUGGACAAAGGAGUGAUUAUUAAUGACUAUAUUGAUACGGAGUUGCUCCUCUGCGGGGAAAAUGUGAACCAGAGCAAUUUGCUGUCCUAUGCCAGAGAAGCUGCUGACUUUGCAACCAAUUACCAGCUGCCUUCCUUGGAUUUUGCAAUUAAUCACUAUGGGCAGCCAGACGUAGCAAUGUUUGAUUUUACUUCCAUGUAUGCAUCUGAAAAUGCUGCACUAGUGAGACAGAGACACAGACAUCAGCUCCUGGUGGCGCUUGUUGGAGAUAGUUUGCUUGAGCCCUUUUGGCCAAUGGGUACUGGCUGUGCAAGAGGCUUCUUAGCUGCUUUUGAUACUGCAUGGAUGGUGCGGAGCUGGGCUCAAGGAAAACCCCCGUUAGAAAUUCUUGCUGAACGAGAGAGCAUUUAUCGACUCUUGCCUCAGACUACCCCUGAAAAUAUUAACAAGAACUUUGACCAGUAUACCAUUGAUCCUGGAACAAGGUACCCAAAUUUGAACUCAAGCUGUGUUCGGCCUCACCAGGUGAGGCAGUUGUAUGUUACCAAUGAGUUACAACAAUGUCCUCUUGAAAGAGUGAGUUCCAUUAGAAGAUCAGUGAAUCUCUCAAGACACGAGUCAGAUACUCGACCUAACAAGCUUUUGACCUGGUGUCAGAAGCAGACAGAAGGGUACCGUAAUGUUAACGUCACAGACCUGACUACCUCCUGGAAAAGUGGCCUUGCGCUGUGUGCUAUUAUCCAUCGCUUCAGACCUGACCUCAUUGACUUUGAUGCUCUGAACGAAGAGGACGUUGUCAAAAACAACCAGCUGGCAUUCGAUGUUGCUGAGCAGGAGUUUGGGAUCCCCCCUGUGACCACGGGCAAGGAGGUGGGGUCAGCUGGGGAGCCUGACAAGCUCAGCAUGGUCAUGUACCUCUCCAAGUUCUAUGAACUGUUCAGGGGCACACCUCUACGGGCAGUAGACGCUGGUGACAAGCAAAAUGGAGAACAUAAUGACCUUUGUUCAGCAAAACCAUCCAACUUCAUCUUUAAUAAUUAUAUCAAUUUAACGUUUCCAAGAAAACGAGUACCGAAGGUUGAAGGGAAAACAGAAGAACAUGAGUCUAAUAAAAGACGUCGAAAAGGUCUUUUUGGUGUCUUCGAGGAGGCUUCAGGCUUUUCAAGACAAGGGACAGAUGGGAAAGAACAGAGUGAUGGCAGAGAAGGAACAAACCAGAAUAAAGUUAAAUCAAUGGCAACUCAACUGCUGGCAAAGUUUGAAGAGAAUGCUCCAAAUACAAUUUGUCGGAGGCAGGAGCUAAUAGAUAGACCAGCCCUGCUCUCUUCUGACCCUCCUGUUAAUCCUCGCUUUGCUAAGCCUAAGGAUUCAAGUCUUCUUCCUCCUCAACCAAAAAGGCAGUUUCAGGUGGUAGCUAGGAGUGAACACGAGGUCAGGGAACCCAAACAGUCUUUAAAUGGUUCUGAUCAUAUGGCCAGGAGAGCAAAGACUGUACAAAAAACAGAUACCCAGCCCAGUCUGUCAGAAACCUCUGAAAGUCUCGCAUCUGCCUGUUCUGCUGCGUUUGUACUUUCUGGAGUGCUUGAGCGCCUUCAGCACCUGGAGGAAAAAAUGAAACAGAAAAGAGCUCAGACUAUAGCAAAUAGGGAAUUCCAUAAAAAGAACAUUAAAGAGAAAGCAGCACAUCUUGCCUCAAUGUUUGGAUACAUGGAGUUUCCAAAGAAUAAACUACCUACUAAAGACUUAUCCCAUUCUCAGCCCCCAACUCCCUCUUGCCCUCCACCUCAUGAUUCAGCUGCUGCCUCUUCUCCAUCAUCUGUCGAUUCAGCUUCCCCUGCUGUUCCUUCUAGACAGAUGGCUCCAACGGGUGGAGAACAGAAAUCAACCAACCUGAUAAAUUUCAAGAUGACCGUAGGAAAGGUCUCAUGUGCAAUUGGAGCUGUGGCUGAAGUUCUUGUCAAUCUGUAUGUGAAUGAUCACAGACCCAAGCCACAGCUUAACCCCCUUGAACUGAAGCAGUCUCUGGACAGAGCCACAGGUUCUUGCCCCAUUCCUCAUUCUCCAUCUUCUGCCUCUACUGCUCAGAGCUGUCAGGUAUUGGCAAGUGAAGCAUCUCUGCGCAAAGAAUUCCCUCAGUCUGUUGGGGGGAGUGACAUUUGUUACUUCUGCAAAAAACGGGUGUAUGUGAUGGAGCGGCUGAGUGCAGAAGGCCACUUCUUUCAUAGGGAGUGCUUCAAGUGUGACAUAUGUUCUACAACGCUCCGGUUAGGAAUUUAUGCCUUUGAUGUUGACGAAGGUAAAUUUUACUGUAAACCUCAUUUCACGCACUGCAAAAUCAGUACCAAGCAGAGAAAGAGAAGAGCAACCUUACAGAUCCAAGGAAAGGAGACAGCAGAAGCAUGGAAGAAAGAGGAACCCAAACCCACAGAGACCACCACAGAAAGCACUUUGUCUACUGCUAGCAGUCCAGAGGACAGGUCCCCAGUCCGUUUCAUCAUUCCGGUGCUGCACCCACUCACUGGCUGA